Molecule: messenger RNA, 176 nt
Organism: Ilex paraguariensis (yerba mate)
Lineage: Eukaryota; Viridiplantae; Streptophyta; Magnoliopsida; Aquifoliales; Aquifoliaceae
Source: the annotation of a GenBank genome assembly
AUAGGGCAACAUGUGAGUUUGCCCAAGGACUAGAGGAAAUGAUUGAAGAUAAUUCAGCUGCUGGGGAUGUCCCUGAUGAUGCCAACUUAGAGGUUCAUCCAACUAAGGGAACAGAUGCUGUUCGCCACUCUCAAAGUGUAACUCUGGGUAGGGAGGGUGUGAAUGUCACCCCAUAG